Octodon degus (degu) is the source of this 864-nucleotide messenger RNA. Its product is annotated as interleukin-36 beta. Gene Ontology annotation, biological process: positive regulation of gene expression; cellular response to lipopolysaccharide; cytokine-mediated signaling pathway. Gene Ontology annotation, molecular function: cytokine activity; interleukin-1 receptor binding. The coding region runs from base 1 to 864 and encodes 287 amino acids. The transcript has 6 exons. The record is from RefSeq and is a predicted model, not a curated record. NCBI's taxonomy places the organism in Eukaryota, Metazoa, Chordata, Mammalia, Rodentia, Octodontidae.
AUGGUUAGAGGAACAGGGGAGACGCUGAAGGGAAAGAAGGCAGAGUACCAAGAACCCAUAGAAAAGGUAGCAUCUAGGACUGGACUAUGUCUCGGUGAGGAAGGUCUGCAUUUGCUGCUGUUCAGCUCUGCAGCCGAACUGGAGCUGCUGGCCUUGGAGAAGCUGAAGUACUCGCUGGCAGCCCUGGCCCUGAAGCGCGGAAGCAUGCUGCAGGAGCUCACAGCCAGGUUCUUCUCUGUCAGACGCCUGGGGUCUAAACUGGUGCCUUUAUCUAGAAAUCCAGAUGUCCUUGGAUUGUGGAAAAACCUGAUGAGGCUGGAGAUUGCCAUGUACAGGAUCUUCAGAGCCGCUUCUUUGUUUGGAGAUGUAGGCCACAGGCAGAUUUUCUUUCGAGACACUCCCACAUAUUAUGACAUUAGAGAUUCUCAACAGAUGGUAUGGAUCCUGAGGGGAAAUGUAUUAAUAACAGCACCAUCUAGCAAUAAUGUCGAGCCUGUUAUUCUUGCCCUCAUACCAUGUAGACACUCAGAGCUCAGUAAUAAGGAGAAAGGCAAUCUGGUUUACCUGGGAAUCAAGGACAAAAACUUCAGUCUUUUCUGCACAGAAACAGAGGGCAAGCCUACUUUGCAGCUAAAGGAGAAGAAGAUCAUGGACCUCUACUGGGAUCCGACACCACAAAAAUCUUUUCUCUUUUUCCACAAUAUGGAGGGCUCCACCUCUGCCUUUGAGUCCGUCUCUUACCCUGGUUGGUUCAUAGCCACUUCCUCUGAAUCAAGCCAACCCAUCUUCCUCACCCAAGAGAGGGGCUUAACUAACAGCACCAACUUCUAUUUAAAUCCUAAGAACUCACAGUCUGAACUGUAG